AUGGCCGAAAACGCCCGCUUUGGGAGUGUCGUCCAUUUUCUCUUUACGGUGAUCGAUACGCGGGGGCGCCCGGUGCUUUCAACGAUCGUGGGACUCUGGUCACGAUAUGUUGGAGCUUGGCAGGUGCGCCUCCUCUCAUCGCACCCAGAAUGCGCCAGCGCCAACACCAUGUACACGCAUCAUAUACACUCUGCAAGCUCUCCGUUGAUAUCCACACCGGUAUGCUCACGGCUCGAGAAAUUGUGCGUGGACAUGCUUGGUUCUGCAGCCAAUGACUUCAAACUGGAGGGGCUCGAAGUGCCCGCCAGAUCCCCCAUCUCGCGCUAUUUGGAUGAUCCCCUCUCUCCUCCAGCCGAGCUGGAUGGCGUGCCCCCCAGCAACAUGACCGUAAAAUCCUUUGGGACUGCCAUUAUUGGUCUUCAGCCUCGUAGCAACUGUACUGGUUCAUGGAGUGCAGGGGAUGUCAACUGCCGCCCGUCGCCGGUCACCACCUCCCACGUCUUGUUGCCCUUCCCCUGUGGGGCGCCCACGCCAUGGCGCGCAUCGGAGAGCCUAGCCAAUAUUUUUUUAUUGCAUGCCAGUUGCGAGGCAGGAACAUGCUUGCGACCAAUCGUCUCGAGCGGCCCCGACGCAGAAAGCCUGGUAGACGUGGACGCCGGCUUUUCCUGGAUGUACUGGGUUCGAGACCAUGCUGGAAUCGGUACUUGCAACCUGCAAAGCGGCGAUGAUGUUCAGCUGUUGGAUUAUCAUGCAUUUGUUGAGCGGAAGCUCGAAAGCCACCAAAUCUACAACAUCCUUCCAACUUCCUCCACCGAUGCUGACAACCUGCUGGUGACCGACGAAGUGACUUAUGUCGCCUUUGUCUCGGCCAUCUCAUAUCGUGUCGGGGCCAACUAUAGCAUUGACACUUUGGCUACGUCGACGGUGGCAGCUGGCGAUGCGCAAGUUUUGGCCACGAUCCAAUCCCAGCCCAAAGACUUCCUUUUCGGCACACACAUGGACGCGCUUGACGGCUCUUUUGUCUUCAACAUUGUGAAUCGGCACGGGGCCAUAGCUCCUGGUCCUUCCCUUGCUUGCCAGUUUCACGUCUACUCGUUCUUCAAUUUGCAGUGCUUUGCCGCCACAUCCACCAUCGAGUCAGUUGCGAUGGUUUCACCUGAGACGGUGGUGAUGGGCAUGCCGUAUGCUGAUACCCCCAGCUCCGAGCGUGUAGGUCGCGUGGUGGCGUGGUCUACGCUUGCAAACAAUGCCACCACGAUUGCAUACGACUACUACACCCGCACUCGUGGUCUUCAGUAUGGCACCACUCUCUCAGCAGGACCGGUCACAAACGAAACAGUGUGUUUGUUGGCCGGUGCUGCAGGUAUCGGCGGGCAAUUUUACAACUGUUACACACUGCCCAGCUGGACGCGCGUCGACGGGCAAGCUGAUGUGCAGCUGACCGGACCUUUGCGCCACUUGGCGAGCAGAAGCGUUGUGAGUUACGGCAACAGCCUCUUUCUUGAACUCGACAACCUGACCACAGGCCACCCGAGCCUCGGUAUCUAUGGCACCUCUGAACGCAAUCUCAGCUCCACUAGCGCCACUCAGUUCAGCACAAUUCUGGCGGGUUGCGAGUUACCUCGCACACAGCUUCGCAAUCAUGUCUGGGUACCAUGCCGUGAUGCAGCAAGCAACGUGACCACUAUGCGCGAGAUCGAUGCCGACGGUCAGGUCACAGGUCGUGUGGCUUCCUGGUCGCAUGGUCGUUGGACUCCGGUUGUGCGAAGUUUAAGCGGGUCCGAUAUCAUUCUGCUUCAUUAUCGUUCAUUGAACCUGUCCAUUGUUUGGUCCACACCCAAGAGCAGUACGCUUGCUGUUCUGGCCUCAAUUCACCUCGAGACAGCCCCACUGUUGUGGGGUGCUACCGCUCGUUUGGAGUUGGACCAGCUGCGUCCUGUAGCCCAUGCUACUGGCAUCUUUUGUGGUGUUGGUGCAGUCAAUCUGACCUUGCACUCGAGGUCGGGGAGUGUUGACGGCCACGUUUAUGAGGCCGAUGAUGCAUGGGGUACCAACGCACAGCUUCGAGAAACCCUCAGUAUUGACGAGGCAGAUUCAAGCAGCAUUCUGAUCUGGCCGAUGGAGGGUGGGGUUCGUCACCUUCACCUCGUCGUACAGUCGAGCAGUGGGUACACUGCCGAGGUGGACGCGAACUUGGCGUGCUCUCCUGAAAUCAACCCAGCAACAAACACCAUACGCCGUCCCAGUGUGAAAGAGGGACUCACUCAUUGGUGGUGGACUGGGGCGACGGAAGUUGCUCUGUCAGCAACCGCGGGCCUGCCGCUGUGGCGAACGUCUCCGUCCCUGCCUUGGCGCUACAUGCGCUUCAACUUGCUUCGGUUCUUCCAAUCGGUCAGCUUGUCCGAAGUGCAAUUUGUGGGUCAAGCGUGGGUGGCCCAUGCGCGCCUGAUCUUUCUCUUGGGCCGAUAUGAGCCUCUUGGUUCACCUGCCGUGCAGUCGGUGCUGUUUCGAGCCUGGCAGUCGGAUUAUGGAUGGCUGGUGGUGGAAAUGACCAGCCUGGGUUCUACAAGCGCGAGUCGUGCCGCAGUGAUGCCUAUGACGAUUCCUUCGGAUGUGCUGCAGCCCGUGACUUUGGCGCUUCAAUACAACGCGCAAAUCACCGUGUAUCGCGCGACGCAUGAUGGACAAAGCCUUGAAGUGCGCGGCACGUUCGCAACCAACGGGCUAUCUUUGGUCAGCCAGGACGUAAGUUCAGGUUUUGUGGCGCUCAGCAGUGAUGCCGUGGGUGGUCGUCUACGCGUGCAGUUCGUCAACUUGACGUGGCCCAACGCAAGUACCACAUACAAUCUGAGCGCCGAUGCGCAGCUAGUGCUGGGAACUUUUACACUCAACUCCACCUUGAGUGGCAUUGCUAUGAUGCUGGCUAGCAUUGGAGACGACGGCGUCGGCCGCAUCACAGUAACACUGCAAGACGCCCCUUCGGGGUUGGUUCAUCUGACGUCCACAGUGCCAGGCUACUAUCGAGGUGCAACCAUGCUGAACGAUGGUGCCUAUGUGUUGGUUCAACCAUCAAACCUGAUUCCCUUACUUUUGGUCUAUGAAAUAUCUCUGCUGCGUCCGACUCGUGUUGUUCACGCUCUUGCCCAGUCGCUUACAAGCACCCAGUUGCAUGCCACGCCCAAUGGGGGCCUCACACUCAAAGGCACGCCAUCUCAAGGUGGCCUCGUCUGCCAGAUUAUCGACCCGCUGCCAAGUGAGAGCCCGGCCUUUGCCACAUUGCCAUGUACCCAGGGGUUUAUGACUGCCAGUGUUUUCCCGCAAUUGUUGAUGCUCGAACAGCCGCAAACCUUUACAUUCUGCUCGAACAGCCUUGCCACGGAAUUGCUUUUGAGCACCAUUGGCGUGUCUGUCUUGCGAUUUGCUCCGAGCGAGUCAUCGCCAGGUUUCUGGGGUGCUGAAUUGGUGUGCCUUGCACUCAGCGGGGCCUACGAAUACAUUGAUCUCGGUUGUGAUGGCUCAGCCUGUGAGGUGGAGUUGCCGCUUUGCGUGGGCAGCACAAAAGGCGUGCAUAUCUGGGGUCCAGCACAAGAGUGGUCUUUAACGGUGACCUCGCUGUACUCUCCCUGCAAGGAACAGUCAACGUGGUCUGCAAUGCCAGAACCUUCGUCAAAUUGCAGCCUACUACUGGAAGACCUUGAUGGAACUACGACUCGGUUUUGUCACGUCAACAAUACAGCUGUGGGUAUUGAACACGCCUCUCUUGUAUUGCCAGGCAGCGUGCACAACCUGGCAAGCGAGACAACAUCGCAUGCUUGUGCUGCUGUUUGGCAUGACCUGGCUUACUUGGCCGUCAGCAACGCGGGCACUCAGCUCCAACUGCAUCGUAUUGCUCUCGACGGUCGCACUACCACCACAACUAGCUUCCGCGCAGCCUUUGACUGUCUCAAAUGCACGCUUCUGCCCGCCGAUGCCAACGUAUUUUUCUUUCUAUGCCACACGGCUCUUGUCGGGCGCAGCAUCAUGUGGGAAUUGCAUUGGUGGAGCAAUGAGACCACCCAGGUGAUCUUCCGUGAAACCAAUGUCGCCCAAGCUGUGUUGGAUGCAGAGCGUCUCCUUGUUGUGUUGCAGAAUUUGGAUGGAUCGACGGCAGUGCAUGUAGGGUUGUUUCGCGAGACGGCCGGACCGAGCCGUGUCAGCCUAGGACCUUCGUUGCGGAACGAAACACUGCUUCCCAUUGCGGAACUCAGAUCAGGGCAACUGUACACGACCAGCUGGAAUGUCGUAUCUCAAACGUAUCAAGUCAUGCAGUGGCAUAUCGAUGCCAACUGGGACUUGGAGUUUACAGCCUCCUGGAGUACGGGGCCACUGCGCCCGACUGCUAUGGUGGUCAGUGCAAAUCACGUGUUUGUAAUGGCACAUGACACUUUAUUGGCAUUUCCAUUAUCUGAAACAGCGACCAGCUGCUUGGGCCUGACUGUUCCUGAUUUUGUGCUUAGCCUGCGUACCGCGGGUGCUGCUCUCGUUGUUGAAACCAAUGGUACCACGUCUGCUUGGCGUGUGCCAGCGUUGCCCAGCACUAUGAAUGGGAUCAAUGUGUCCUGCACCGUAAAUUUGACCGGCGAUGGGGCAACGUACAAUCAUGAUGGCGGAUCUGUCACGUUGUGCUUGCCCAACCUUUGUGCUGCGCUGCGCCUGACCUUGCUCUUUGAUCAACCGCCGGGCGAUUUCGAAGUGCGAGUUGCUCUGGAGACCGAGGGCUCAUCUGCUCGGUUCUGGCCCAGUGGUGCAUCGACCUUCACUGGCAAUAUGCUGAUCCCCACCAACGCUCGAUCUUUAGCCAUGGCGCACGUGUAUAACCCUUAUCGCUAUCCGUUUCACAUCUUGCGCUCCGAUCGCGCGGUUCAUGAGACUACCUGCAAUACCCAGCCAUGGUCGCGUCGUACGCAGUGCUCCUUGUGCACGGCUGCAAAGCUUGACUUGUUUGAGCAGUUUGAUUGUCAGCUUGAGAGCGCCACAUGCCGACUUGUUUCCACAACUGGGCAUGCGUCUCAAGGGCGCUUCAACUUUAUUGAUUCUACCACCACAGUCCGGGUAGAGGCCAGUGAGCCCAGCGUUACACUCUAUCCGCUGUCUGAUGCGUUGCAUGUUCACGCCCUGCCCCUGCUGCUGCCAGAGGGUUGCUAUUCAACUGCGCCCGUGCUCUUCGUACCGGGAUUUACGAGCACAGAGUAUAUCAGCGUUUUCACCGUCGAUGCGGUGGGGGCUGUGAGGCUGAGGGUGAAUGAUCUGGCCGUCAAUCUGGUUUGCAACACCAGUCGCCUUAGCGCGGCGAAACUCAUGUUUUAUCCAGGAGGGGCUGCCGAGUCUGCUAGCGGCACCCUGCUUGAGAUGACCACUACGGCCGCCCACGCUGAUGCUCAGCUUGGAACGUGCUUGCCGCCAGUGAAUGCCACAUCCACAUCACAUCGCUACAUAGGCGCUGAAUUCCUGGCCGUAGCUGAUAUAGAGCCUGCCAAAUUUGGAGUGUGGGUAUUGUCGUACCUGUUGAGCUUCGAUGGAUCUAUCACGUCUGUUGAAGUUCGCAGCGAUGACAAUCAGCUCCUGGCAUUUGGGCAAGACUCAGGGACUGGCACUGUUCGGCUUGAGGUUUUAUUUGACUCGGACACCACAUCAAGUUUUACCUUUUAUACUCGUGGGGUAGGCACGCUUGUACUCACGCCAAUCAGCGAACAACAAGUUUUAUCCUAUGGUCCCACUCGCUUUUGUGACUGCUUUGCCUACCCAUCUUGCGAUCUUGAUGAGCAUCUGUUGCUUGAUGUCAUCAACUCUUCGGGCUCCUGCGAGACUUGUGCGGCUGGCUCUUUAGUCGACAUGGGUGUCGGUUUGAGCUGCACUGUGCCUUGGAGUGAACAGGCUUACGCUUUGCCAACCGACGGCACCCUCUUGGACUUGAACAUGGGUAUCCUAUCCUCACCCAUCGCUCUGUUGCAUAUUGGCUCGUGGCCGCAGUUGCGCAUUCUUUCGAAUGCUGCUGCGCCCCCGAGCCUUGAUUUGCAUCUGCAAGGUAGCAACUUUCAAGGGCAAAUCUUGAGCACGUCUGAGUAUUUGGUGGUGUGGUUGCGAAGUGAUAAAGCGACCGGGCUUUAUUUCUUGACAGUCAAUGAGACUCAUAUUCAGUACGGCAAAGACCGCAGUGACCUGGACAGCCCCGAUCAGGCACGGCGAUUUGAUGCGUCCUCCAACGCCGUCUAUAUCUCAAUCACACGGAGCGUCCAGACGGCAUUUUGCAUCCUUCCUACUCCCGGAAAUGCACUGGUCCCAGAUUACAAUUGUGUUUUGACGGAUGUGGCAAGCGACGUGUACGUGGCUCCCGGGACUGAUCUUGUGCUGUUGGUGAAUCAACAGGAGGUUCUUGUCCUCAAUUGUUCAGUUGCACCCUUGUUAUGCUGGCAGCGUCUCGCUCUUUCGCUGCCUCCGUCUACACCAAACAUCACGACAGCAGCGCUGUCGACGCAGUAUGCCGUGGUGGCGUGCACCGAUAUGCGUGCCGCAGUGCCAGCUGCCGUGCUCAUCGUCUCUGCGCUGCAGGGGUCGGGGACUCAAGACCCCGAGCCCGGCGCCUUUGCCCUCACAGGCUGCCAGUCUGUAUCAAGCGUGCGGUUUUACGAGCACCUGCCUACGCAAGCGGUUGUGGCUUGCCAAACAGGCCCGGGAAGCGUGGGGGUGUUUCAUCUGGAUUUGUCCACACAUGCGCGAACACCGUGGUUGUGGAUGCAAAACACAUCAAGACUCUGGCUGCCCUCGUCUGCCUAUGUCCUUUCUGACGGACAUCAUAUCUACACCUUUCAAAACAAUACAUGGCUGCAGGCAAUGAAUACCACGGCCUUGCAGGAUGCUGCUGACAAAGGCACCGUGAUGUAUUCCAGGCGGAUAUUUUUAGGGGAGGUGACAACGACCAGCACAAGAGCGGCUACGUCCUCGGUAGCCGUGACCUCCCCACCAGUGCAGAGCACGCGUGCGAAGAGUGUAUCCACGCCUUUAUCUGUGGACGCGUCCUCUUCCGACUCUGCCAAUGGAGUGAUCAUCGGGGCCGCUGUGGCUGGGGUGGCCCUUGUGCUUAUCAUCGUACUGCUAAUGCUCAAGUUUCGACGCCGCAUCAAGCCGCUCCACAGCAGUGGCGCAAGCGGUCCGGCGUGUCACCGAUCGCUUCUCGAACUGCAGAUGUCCGACGUCAAGGCCGUCAUGAUGGAGGUGGCGCUGAUGAAUCACGUUUGCCAGCACCCCAACAUUGUGGGGAUUGAGGCCGUGGUUCACGACACGUGCGUCCUUCAUGCGCAUAGCCACCCCACCACCUAG
Molecule: messenger RNA, 7356 nt
Organism: Monosiga brevicollis MX1
Lineage: Eukaryota; Choanoflagellata; Craspedida; Salpingoecidae
Exons: 7
Coding region: 1-7356 (2451 amino acids)
Source: RefSeq, a predicted model, not a curated record